Messenger RNA from Gavialis gangeticus (Gharial), 2427 nucleotides. It is a transcript of the gene GPR17, whose product is annotated as G protein-coupled receptor 17. The transcript is spliced from 2 exons. Gene Ontology annotation, biological process: phospholipase C-activating G protein-coupled receptor signaling pathway; positive regulation of Rho protein signal transduction. Lineage: Eukaryota; Metazoa; Chordata; Crocodylia; Gavialidae. The record is from RefSeq and is a predicted model, not a curated record. Gene Ontology annotation, molecular function: G protein-coupled receptor activity. Bases 438 to 1454 code for a protein of 338 amino acids. Gene Ontology annotation, cellular component: membrane.
AACUCCAAAGAGUCCCUGCAAAGGGCUGGGGGUUCAGAUGGAGACUUUAAUAAGUAGAACAAACACACUGAAAUAUUCAUAAAUAUAACAGCAGCAGCAGCAGCAGCUCCCCCCUUCCAAAGGCUCAGCUGGAAAGAAGACAGCCUUUCACUGCAAGCGUGUUGUCUCCUCUCCCCGCUGUUACAUGAGUGAGCUGAUAAUGCACUAUCAGAGCUAGCAGGACACUAUAUAGAGGGGCUUGCUCUGCAACCUUUACUAAGCCUGCAAUUGUUGGCUUCUUCUGGCUCGCCUCAUUGUUUCCAUCUAUGCAGCUUCUCCUUGGCUUGCUGGCUUCAGAAGGCGCUCCUAGAGAUUUUCUUCAAAAGGACUUUUUCCUCCACACUAGGACUGCACCAUCCAAAAGGUUCUUGUAUUUCUUUCCAGAGACGUGGUGAGGGAUGGAUAGCCCAGCAGAGACUUCAAGCCUGCUACUCAAUUCUUCCCUGGAAGCUUCAGAGCAAUGUGGCAAAGAGACCCACACGGAGAACAUCCUUUUUGCAACUUUUUAUCUUCUGGAUUUCAUCCUGGCUCUUGUUGGCAAUGCUCUGGCUCUCUGGCUCUUCAUCCGGGACCAGAAGUCAGGUACUCCAGCCAACAUCUUCCUGAUGCAUCUUGCUGUUGCUGACCUGUCUUUUGUGCUGAUACUUCCCACCCGGGUGGUAUACCAUUUUUCUGGCAAUCACUGGCCAUUUGGUGAGAUCCCAUGCAGACUUACUGGUUUCCUCUUUUAUCUCAACAUGUAUGCCAGCAUCUACUUUCUCAUGUGCAUCAGUGUUGACCGCUUCCUAGCCAUUGUGCAUCCUGUGAAGUCCAUUAAACUCCGCAGGUCACUCUAUGCUCACUUAGCAUGUGCCUUUCUAUGGGCUAUAGUUGCUGUUGCAAUGGCACCUCUGUUGGUCAGUGUGCAGACAGCCCAGAUGAAUAAUACAACUGUCUGCCUGCAACUUUAUAGAGAAAAGGCAUCACACCACGCUCUUGUAUCCUUGGCAGUGGCAUUCACCUUUCCAUUUGUUACUACAGUGACCUGCUACUUAUUAAUCAUCCGCAGCCUGAAAAGUGGCAACAGAGUUGAGAAGCACCUGAAGGAAAAAGCCAUCAAGAUGAUCAUCAUGGUUCUAAUGAUCUUCCUGGUCUGUUUUGUACCCUAUCAUGUCAAUCGCUACAUUUAUAUUCUCCAUUAUGAUGGCACCAAGACUUCCUGUGAAACUCAGCGAAUCCUGGCUCUAAAUAACCGUGUCACUUCUUGCCUCACUAGCCUGAAUGGUGCCCUUGACCCAGUCAUGUAUUUCUUUGUAGCUGAGAAGUUUCGUGAAGCCUUAUGCAGCUUGUUCUGUGGCAAAAAGGCUGUAAUGUUGCCUCAGACUUAUGAAGGAAAGACAAAUGAGAGCUCACUAAGCGCUAAGUCUGAACUGUGAGCAAGUGAAUACAUUUGCUUUCACUUUCAGAUCCAAGAACCCUUUUUUUCACCCAAACCAGCUAAGAGAUUUUUUAGUGUGAAAGCCAACAAAGACAAAUGAUGCUAUACCUAGGGUGAGUCUCCUCCUCCUCAAACUCUGAGAAUCAGUUCAUCCAUUUGAAUGUAGCUAAAACGAGCAAAGGCUAAUUUCCUAGAAAAGAUGUGUUGCAUUCUCAGUAAAUCGUAAGACAUGAAACCAACCAAUGUUUGAUUACUUCAUGGUAGGAGCGGGAAGCAAGAAAUUAGUCAAAUCCCAAUUUCUUCACCUAAAAGACAACACACUUCAGCUGGAUUCAAGCAAACACAGACCACACCAAGAAAUAAGCCAAUUAGCUUCACAGCCCUAAGAUAUAGCUUCUGAUCUUUUCCCUGCACAACCUAGAAACCCUUCUCUGAAAUCUAAUGUUAUUCUCACUGUGGAGGUUUUUUUGAGGUGGCAGAGGGUAAAGCAUGCCUAGAUCUACUGUGUAGAAAUUCACAGAGAGUUUGGAAUAGAGUGGAUAAGGGAUUCCUGUAAAACAGGAAGAAGGAAAAACCUUUGAUGGGACCAGCCAGGGGCCAGAAUUAAGGGGAGACAUCUACAGUUUCCAAACUAAAGUGGUCUAAGAUAAAAAAGCCUCAUCUGUGCAGAGCAUUCGGCCAUAUACAGUAAAAGAAAAAUCACAGUAUUAUUUCUACUUGUCCUUAGAAUGGUGGGCCAUGGUCCCAUUAGCUGUGUGCACCAACAGGUUUGGCAGCAUUUUCUAAACUAGUUUUGUUAUACAGUCUUCUAUGAAUUAUUGCUGCCUGAAAUGAUCACAGUAUGAUAAUGAUACCAUCACAGAAGAAAUUAUGAGAUGCUGAUCAAGAAAACUGCAAAUCAAGGGAAGCUUUAUUUCCUUUUAGUAAAUGCUGAACCUGAAACUCUGAAUUUCUGCACAAAAGUUAACCAA